AUGGAAAAAUAUAAUUUGAAAGAAGAUAAUAUCAUGGAUCAAGAUAAUAGUGACAAUCCAAAUUAUUGUGACAAUCCAAAUUAUUGUGACAAUCCAAAUUAUUGUGAUAAUCCAAAUUAUUGUGACAAUCCAAAUUAUUGUGAUAAUCCAAAUUAUUGUGAUAAUCCAAAUAAUUGUGAUAUUCCAAAUAACUGUGAUAUUCCAAAUAAUUGUGAUAUUCCAAAUAACUGUGAUAUUCCAAAUAAUUGUGAUAUUCCAAAUAAUUGUGAUAAUCCAAAUAAUUGUGAUAAUCCAAAUAAUUAUGACAAUCCAAAUAAUCAUGAUAAUCCAAAUAAUCAUGAUAAUCCAAAUAAUCAUGAUAACCCAAACAAUAAUGAUAACCCAACUAACAAUGAAGAAUACAUGAACAACUUAUUAAUAAAAGAAGGAGAGGAUUAUAUUGAUGAGAAUUUGUUGGCAUAUACAAGAAAUGAAUUUCUUUAUGCAUAUAAAGAAUUAAUAUUAGAAAAAAAAGGUCUAGGAGAGGACCAUGAAUUACCUUUAUGUAGUAAUAAAUUUAAAUUUCCAGAAUUAGAAAAACAUUAUCGAAAUUUUGAUGAAGAUAAUGAUCAACAAUAUAAUGUAUCUUUUGAUAGAGAAUUUGAUAAUAGGAGGUUAAAUGAUGAGCAUGAUUUUCAUAAUGAAAAAAAUAGAUAUAAAAAUAGAAACGAAUUUUUUUACAACAAUAAUAAUAAUAAUAAUAACAAUAAUAAUAAUAACCAUAAUAAUUAUAACAAUAAUAAUAAUAAUGAAAGAAACGAUUUUUAUUCUAGAAAUAAUUUAAAUGAUUCUUUUGAUUCUUUAAAUAAUAAUGAUAAUAACAAUAAUAAUAAUAUGAAUAGGAGAAAUAACUUUUCUAUACGUAAUAAUAAAUUUAAUAAAUUUAAUGACAAUAAUAUGUCAAACAUAAAUAAUAAUCAUAAUAAUAAUAAUUUUGAUCAUAACAAUAGAAAUAGUUAUAAGAAGAGUAAUUAUGCUACAGAUAAUAAUAAUAUGAAUAAUAUGAAUAAUAUGAAUAAUGUGAAUAAUAUGAAUAAUAUCAAUAAUAUGAAUAAUAAUAACAAUAAUUUAAAUAAUAAUAAUAUAGGUGGUACUAAAAAAUUGUUAUGGAGAGAUAGUGAUAAAACAGGAAGUAUAUCAACGUGGCGUCUAGGAAAAAAUUCUGUAACAAAUCAUAAUUCAAGUAUGAAUCAUAUGAAUAAUAAUAUAAACAAAUUAAAUAAUACAAAUAUAAUAAUGUCACAUAAUAAUAAUAAAAUGGGUGAUAAUAAAAGAGGACAUAAAUCAUUUAAUAAAAAUUAUAAUAAUGAUUCAAAGAGUAAUAUAUCUAAUGAUAUGAAAAAUAGUAUAUCUCAUGAUAUGAACAUGGAUAAUAUGAAUAAUUACAUGCACCAUCAUUAUAAUAAUAAUAAUAGUGAUAUCACAAAAAUGACGAAUAAAAAUAAUUAUGCUAAAGAUAGAAAUAUUAGUCACAUGAAAAGAGAAGAUUAUUACACAAAUGAUAGUCAUUACAAUGAUGGAUUGAAUAAUACAAAUAAUAUUAAUCACAUUAAUCAUAUUAAUCAUAUGAAUAACAAUAAUAACAAUAAUAACAACAAUAAUAAUAAUAAUAAUAAACAUCUGAACAAUAACAAUACUGCUAACAAUUUUGCAAAUAAUCAAGUUCCUUAUAUUCAUCAUAUGAAUAAUAAUGAAAAUGUCGCAGGUGGAACAAACGAUCUUGUUACUGAUCAUUCAAAAAGAAAUGUAGAAAAUUAUAACAAUCAAAACUUUGUCAGUGCAAAUAAAAACAGUAACCUACAAAAUAAUUCAGCAAAUUAUUACAAUAAAGGUGUUAAUAAUAUGGCAAAGAAGACAAGCGAAAUGUAUAAUGCAUCUUCUUAUUAUGGGGUCUCUUCUAAUGUUAAUAAUAAUAUGGAGGAAUGGAAAAUGAAAAAAUACAAAAGGUUCAACAAUAAUAAUAUGAAUAAUAAUAAUAAUAAUAAUGUGAAUAGUAUGAAUAAUAUGAAUAAUAAUGCUCAUUAUAAUAAUCAUCAGCAUAUAAAUAAUAAUACAGGGGCUAAUGAAUCAUAUCGUUUGUUAGAAGAAAAGUUUAAAAAAGAUAGCAAUCAAAAUGAAUAUCCACACAAUUUAUAUAUGAAUAAGAAUAAUGAAUUGAAUAAAAUGAAUCCCAAUACAUUAACCCAUAUGAGAGAUAACAACAACAAUAAUAAUAAUAAUAAUAAUAAUAAUUUUAAUUAUAAUAAUAAUAAUAACUUUAAUUUCAAUCAAAAUCAGUAUGGACAAAAAGGAAGCACCAGUGUUAAUGUUACAAAUAAUAUAAGCACAUCUAAUAAUGCAAAUAAUUCUUUUAAUUAUAUGAAUAAUAUAAGUAAUAAUAAUGAAGUAGUAGAAAAAAAUAAAGGAUAUUAUAAAGACUCCUCAAAUAAAAAUAACAACAACAAUAAUAAUAAUAUCAAUAAUAUCAAUAAUAUCAAUAAUAAUAAUAAUAAUAAUAAUUCUGUUGAAAAUGUGGAAAAUAAUUUAGUUAAGAAAAAUGAAAAAAACAAUACCUCUUCUCACCACUCUUAUGAUAACACAAAAAAUCAAACCACCAAUUUUAUUGGAUCACAUUAUUAUAAUAAAAACUUAAGAACGAACGAAAAAAGAAACUCGAAAAAUGAAAAAAAUGUUAUAGAAGAUGAUUGGAGUUUAAUAAGGAAAAAAAAUAGUAUCACAGAUAAUAAAAAGGCAUCUGAUGAUUUGUUGUGGCAUAAAAUGAGUGAACAAUUUGAUAGAAAUAAUAAAAGCAUAUUAGAAUCGUCGGAGAAAAAAAAAGAUCAAGUUAUUAAUAAAAAUGAUAAUAAAACAGAUGCAAAAAAUAAGAAUAAAGAAUCAUCAAAGGAUAAAAAAAAUGAAGGAUGCAACGUAAAUAAUAAGAAGGAUGAAAAAAAUAAUAAUAAUAAUGAUGACGAUCCAGAUAAUAAUAAUAAUAAUAGUAAUAAUAAUAGUAAUUAUAAUACUAGUGCUCCCAUAACAAAUACUGCCAUUGCUGGCGCAAAAGGAAAAACACAAAAUAAUAACAGCAACAAUAAUAAUAACAACAACAACAAUAAUAAUAAUAACAAUAAUAAUAAUAAGAGUAGUCGUAUGUAUGGACAUUCCAUUUCAUCAAUUAACAAGGAACAUCAUUCAGAUAAAAAUAAUUACAACAAAGACAAAACUGUCAAUAAUAAUAUGUCCAUGUUAAAAAAUAAAAAAAAUAAUGAUAGCGUGCUUUCCACUGGAAGUAAUAUAAAUAGUUUGAAUAAUAUGAUUAAUCAUCUUAAGGAUAACGAUAUGAAUAUAGAUAAAAAAAAAAAAAAAAAUGUAGAAUUAAAUAUCCAUGUUGAAAAAAAUGAAAACCAAUUAAAUUCAAAAGAAGGUAAUAAUUCACCCAAUAAACUUAACAGUAACCAAAAUAAUAACAAUAAUAAUAAUAAGCAGAAGAAGAAAAAAAAAAAAAAUGAAAAAGAUAAUAAAUUGACGAAAAAUGUAGAAGAGAAUGAUAUGAACAAAAAAUCAUACAAUGCAUUAGAUAACAUGACAUCUGAACUAGAAAAAAAGGAUAUUAUAUUAAAUGGAAAUGAUAAAAAAACAAAUAAUAAUAUUAUUCAUAAUAAUGAAAAUCAUAAACGUUUUGAUAAUGAGAAUUAUCUAUUUGGAGAUAACCAAAUUAAUAAUUAUUACUGGGAUAAACAACAACAUAAUAAUAAUAAUAAUAAUAUCAUGUUGAUGGAAAAUAUGCCACAAGAUAACUUGUUACAAAAAAUUAAACAUAAUAGUAUGAGUGCAGAAAAUUUAAAUGAAUGUUUUACACAUAAUGAUAAUGAUCUAUUAUAUAAUGCAGAGGAAUUAAAAUUAAGAGAAUUUAAAAAUAGUCAUAUGAAUCUUACAAAUAAUAAUAUUAUUAAUUACGAUCAAUCAACUUUUGAGGGCAAUUUUUCUAAUGAACACUUUCAAUAUCUUGGAUAUAAUAUUAAUGAAAAUAUAGACAAAGAGAGUAGUGUAUCUAACAUGAAUAUGUCACAUGUGCAUACAAAUAGUUUUGUAGAUAGACAAAAGGAAUAUAUAGUAAAUGAUGAACAUAUACCAUUUAAUAGAUUAGAUAAUGAAAUGAUAUUUAAAAAAAUUGCAGAAAAACUUAAUAUUGAUGAAUCUGUUUUAAAUAAAUUAAGUGAAUAUGAUAAACAGGAGCUUUUAAAACAUUUAUUCUUAAGUAAUACAAAUGUUGAAGAUACAUUAGAAAAUAAUAAUAAUAAUAUGUAUAAUACUUAUCACAUGGACAAUAAUAAUAUGAUGUUAAAUAAUUUUGAUGACCAUUUUAAUAAACAUAAUAUUCCACAAGGUUAUCAUGAUGAACUGGUUGAAGAUAAUGUACAUGCAAAUGUAGAUAUGUUAAGAAACAGAUGUAGUGAAAAAAUAAAUUCUAAUAUACCUUCAAAUGUGUAUUCUGAAUGUAUGCUGAAUAAUAAGUCUAUCGAAGAAAAUAACUUAGACGAUAUAAAUAAUAAUAAUAUUAACAAUAUUAAUAAUGAAGAUGAUGAUAAUGAUAAUAAUGAUAAUAAUGAUAAUAAUAAUAAUAAUAAUGAUAAUAAUAAUAAUAAUAAUAAUAAUAAUAAUAAUAAUAAAGAGACAAAUAAGUCAUCCAAAAAUGAUAACAAAUGGUUACGUUUUUUCAGAUUUAAUAAGAAAGCAAAUCCAAAUGAAGAAAAAAUAUUAAAAGAAUUGUCACAAGAAGAAGAUACAAAUAAUAAACAAGAUAGUAGUAGUAGUAGUAGUAAUAAUAAUAAUAAUUUAUUCAAGAAAUAUUCAAAUAUUAUAGAAAAUACAAAUAAUCAUAUAAAUAAUAAUAUUAUUAAUAAUAAUAAUAAGAUGAAUACUGUAGAUACCUUUCUACCAUGUGAUAUGAAUGAAAAUAAAAAAGAACAAUUAUUUUUAUUAGAAAAAUCGACAUCAAAUUGUGAAGAAGAAACAAGAAAUAGAAAUAAUACAAGUAUUAGUAGUAGUGUUAAUAUAACAUUAGAUAAAAGUACUAAUUCAACCUAUCAGCGAACGAAUUCUUCGAUGAUUAUUAUGCAAAAUGUUAUAGGAAAAAAUAAUAAUAAUAAUAAUAAUAUUAAUAAUAAUAUUAAUAAUAAUAAUAAUAAUGAUACAGUUGGUAAUUCAAGUAGUACAGAAGAUAUUAAUAAAGUUACAAAAAAUAUUCAUGUAAUAAAAGAACAACAAAAAGUAAAUCAGACAUCAUUAAAAAUUGAUGAAAAUGAUGAAGAAAUAAAUUUUAAUAAUGUCAUCUUAAAAAAUAUUAAAAUUAUGAAUAGUAUAAAUAAAUUAAAUGGAGAUAUAUGGCAAUAUAAAGAUCCAAGUGGUAAUAUACAAGGACCUUUUUCUUCAGAACUUAUGUUUUAUUGGUGGUGUUUAAAUUAUUUUCCUUAUGAUUUACCUAUACGAUUUAAUGAAAAUAUGCCAUGGAUUCGAUUUAAUGAUAUGUUUCCAUUUGGAUCAUUUCCAUUUGUAUUACCUUUAACUCCUAUGAAAAGAAAUAUAAAAAAUGUAGAACAACAAGAGGACAUUGAUAGUUUUAAUAGUAAUAUGACAAAUAGUAAUGUAAUAAAUAGUAAUAUAUUAAAUAAUAAUAUGAUUAAUCCACAUAUGUUGUUCAAUAAUAUGAACAAUGCAAAUCUUAUGAAUGCUCAACCAUUUAAGAAUAUCAUAUCUGAUAGUAGUAGUAAUAAUAAUAAUAAUAUUAAUCAUUUUAACAGCUUGAAGAAUCAUUCAUUUAACGCAAAUGCAGGGGAAACAAUAUAUAAUAUAAAUAAACAAGAAUAUAUGAACGAAUUAAAACAAGAACUUUAUAAUGCGAAAGAAUAUAUUGAUUUGCUUAAAGAAAAAAAAAUGCAACUUGAAACUUGUCUCAUACAAUUACAAAAAAGAGAUCAAACAGAUGAAGAUGAAAUAAAAAUGAUUGCCCAGUAUAAUAAAAAUUUGGAAGCUUUGAAUAAAAUUAUUUAUAUGGAACAAGAAAAAUUUCUAAGAAUGAGCAAUAUUAAUAAUAUGAACAAUAUGAAGAUUAUGUAUGAUAUGAAAAAUAGUAUGAAUAAUAUAUAUAAUAAUAAUAAUAAUAAUAAUAUACAAUAUAUAAACAAUAUAGAAAUUGAAAAUAUAACUAAUCCAUAUAAAACAAUUGGAGAUGAUAAUAAUAAAAAGGAUUCUUUAGAUUUAUUAAAUAAUCAUUUAAAAUCUGAUAAGUUCAAAAAUGAAGUAAAAGAUGUAUUAAAAAUUAAUGCUACAGAUAGUGCUAUGAUAAAUAAUUAUCAUAUGAACAUAAAAGAAAAUAACUCUACAACAUUAAGAGAUUCUCAUCAUUAUAUCACAACAACAGCAACAACAAAUCAAAACAAUAAUAAUAAUAAUAAUAAUAAUAAUAAUAGUAAUUUAUUAAAUACAUUGAAUACAUUUCUUUCCGAUAAAAAUAAUUCAUUGCAGGCAAUGAACCCAUCCGUUCUAUUUAAUGACAAAUUAAAUUAUCUAACCAACAAAUUACUACAAAACAAAAAAGAAAAUAUUCUUCUCAAUCUAAAUAAUAAUAUGAAUGAAAUGGAUAUUUUAAACUUUCUUCAUAUGGAACAAAAAAAAAAUAUCUCUCAAGAAAAUAUUAAUUUACAUAAUGAAAAGGAUAAUUAUAAUGAAACUGCAAAAAAUAGUAUAUAUAAUGAUAUGGAUUUAAACUACAACAAUGAUAAUAAUGAUAAUAAUAAUGAAAAUAAUGAAGAUAAUGAAAAUAAUGAAAAUAAUGACAAUAAUAAUAAUAUCCAAAUAGAUAAUCUCUUACAUAAAUUUAUCUUGAAUAAUGAUGCCAUAAAUUUACAAAAUGAAAAACAAAACAACUCAAAUAUAAACAACUUAUCAAAUAAACAAUCUAAUAAUAAUAUAAAUCCUGAAUUAUCAUCCAUUGCAAACAAUAAUAAUGUAAAAGUAAAAAGUGAAGAUAAAAUCAUGGCAACACUAGAUAAUACUAUUACACAUAAAGAUAAUACUAUUAAACAUGAAGAUAGUAAAAAGAGAAAAUCCAUUGCAACUACAACUACUACAACAACAACAACAAUAACAACAGCAACUUUAAUUAAGGAACCAAAAAAAAGUGAACAAGAAGAUGACAAGAUUAAUAAAAAUAAUAAUGUCUCCAUGACAAAAAAAGAAAAAAAAAAUAAAAAAGAAGAAAAUAAAAUCUUAGAUAAUGAAAAAGAAAAAUUAAAAAAGAAAAGCCAAGUUAUUGAAAAUAACUCAAAAGAACAAUUAACUGAUUUAAACAAAGAAAAAAAAGGAAAAAAUAAAAAAAAGAGAAAAGAUGAAACAAUAGAUAAUACAACAAAUAUCAACAAUAAUAUAAUGACAAACACUGUAGGAAAAAAACAAACAAAUAAAAGUGAAGAGACUUUAAAUCAAUUAGUACAAGAAGAAACAAUAACAAAAAAACAUAAAAAAGAUAGUAAAGUGGGAAUACCUUCAAAAGUGGAAGAAGACAAAAAAUGUAAUAUAAAAAAUGACAACAAAAAUAAAAAUAAUCAAAAUAAUCAAAGUAAUCAAAGUAAUCAAAAUAAUCAUAUUAUUAAUAACAAUCAACCCUUAAGCAAUAAUGUUGAAGAGAAAAAAAAAGGAAGCAUAAUAGAAAUCAAAAAAAACGAAAAAACCAAAGAAACAAAUAAUAAUGCACCAAAAAAAAAAGUAGAAAAAAUGAAAUGGUCUAUAUUAAGUGAUAGAAAAAUAGAUAAACUAGUAGAUAUAAUGAAAGUAGAAGAAAAAAAUAUAAAUAUGCAAAUUAAAUUAGAAAAUUCUAAAAAAAAAUUAUUAAAUAAUAUGAAUAAUAAUAUGAAUACGAAAAAAGCUGGAUGGGAUAUUAAUCAUAAUAAUAAUGAAAAAAAUUCAGAUGUUGCUGACUUCCCAUAUUUAACAACAGGUGUUAAAACAAGUAAAGUUAAAACAUCAAAUAAAAAUAAUGGAAAUAAUAAUAAAGUUAAUACAAACAAUCAAGAAAUUAAUCAAAGCGACAAAAAAAAUAAUAACAAUAAAAUUAAUGAAAAAAAAAAAUGGAAAAAUGAUAAUAAUGAUAAUAAUUUAUUAAUAGCUGAAGAAAAUAAAAAAUUCCCACCUCUUGUUAAUUCUCUUAACGUUAAAUCCGAAAAUAAAAAAAAAUCAAUUACCCAUGAACAUCAAGCAACAGAUUUAAAGCAAUUAACAGCAUUGUGCAAAUUACCCUUGGAUGAUUCAUUACUAAAUUUUUUGAAAAAUUUUAAAAAAGCUGAUGAAAUAUAUGCUUUUCUUCAACAUAGUGUAGAGGAUAAAAAAAAAUUAAACCAUUUUGCUAAUGAAUUUAUCAGAAUAAACAAUAAAAAUAAUACAAAUAAUAAUGAAAAAAAAAAAAAAUAA
Messenger RNA from Plasmodium adleri (nom. inval.), 8484 nucleotides. RefSeq names its product conserved Plasmodium protein, unknown function. Lineage: Eukaryota; Apicomplexa; Aconoidasida; Haemosporida; Plasmodiidae. The transcript has 4 exons. Gene Ontology annotation, molecular function: protein binding. The record is from RefSeq and is a predicted model, not a curated record. Bases 1 to 8484 code for a protein of 2827 amino acids.